AUGUCGAUCGAUGCAAAGUCAGUACAACCUCUUAAGAACAGACAGCUGCAGGAAGAGAAGAACUUGGAAUCGAUGGCUAGUGGGCGGCUGAAUGGCUUUGUUCCAAUCGCACCGGCAAGGCCAUCCGCUCAUAGAGAAUCGAACAAAAUAGAGUUAAAGAGUGCUCGUUCGAAAGGCAACCACAGUCACGAUGAGCACUCGUUAUCACCUGUUAUGUUAGCUAAAUCAUUAUCACUGUCAGCAAUUCCAGAUAAACCUAUUACUAUUCGUACAAGCAAGAAUUGGGUUCUUCCUCCGAGACCUAAACCUGGUAGAAAACCUUCGCUGUUGAAGAACAAGAAGAAGAAGGAACGAAAACAUACAUCGAAAAAGAAAUCAUCGAAGAAGGAUGUGACUGCAGGGAAGUUAACACGACUACAGGUUGAAAGCACUAUUAAGGCCGAACAGAAACCUCAAGAAAUUAGAUCCAAAGUUAAACGGGAACGACAAGUUGAUCGACCUAAGAUUGCGCAACAAGUUAUGGAGGGGAUUGGGGCAAAGAAGGAGCAUAAGAACAACACUUUUUCUACAAAACUUAACAAGCUCAGUGCUAAGAAACCUGUUAGAUCGCUUAGUGUUCCUUCUAAGACAAAUAUUGAUGUAAAGUGUGUUAAAUUUGCGCGGAACAACGAACCGUACAUCGAGGUAGAUUCCUCUCUGGUUGAGAAUCCGAUAAAAAGACAAAUAUUGAAGGUGAACGAGGAAAACUAUUAUUUGAAGUUAGAAGUGGUGAAAUUAAUGACUCAGCUGAAGAGAUUGCAGUCGGAUGUAGAGGUUAAUACACCAUAUAAUACUGCUGCUCAACACACUACAUGCGGUAAUAUUGAAAGCGUUGAGGUCAAGAGGGCCACGUCUCUACCAUUGGUUCCCGAACGAGUUGAGAUACAGCAAAAUCAUACAGUGGUCAAACCAUUAAUCCCUCGGAGAAGGUCACCUUCAGCUAACAGAAAUGCAUGCAAAGCUAGGAUGCGCAGACAAACAAUUUCGGGUGCCUCGCCAAUUAAACGUGGAGUGAAGAGAGCACAUGUGAAUGAUAUAAAUGAUUUGAUUGUUUCUCUAGUCGAUUUAAAUGGAGUUGAUCAAGAUUUAACAUCUUCGCCGACGGCAGAAGCUGUGGAUCUCGAUAGAUUAGAUUCCAUGGAGACGAAGGUUCCAUUUAUGACCAAAGGGGGCAACGAAAGUAUUGGUAUGGACACUGCAGUUCCUCAGCUUCUUUCAGGGAAUGCGCCCCAAUCAAUGGAUCAGUUUCUUAAUCUUGGUAGUAAAGGGUGGGAUACGACAUCAAUACAACAUAGAGCCAUGCACCAAGGAUCUCCAACAGCUUUGAGUGAAGAGGACGAUCUUACAUCGACAGUUUCUACGACUCCUAGUACAAUGCUGACAUCCGUUAAGACCACGGACACAAUGGAUUCACUAAGCGGCACCACACUUGUUUCAACAAAUAGUCACGAAUUCAAACUGCUAGAUAUUCCUGAAAUAUAUUCUGUCGAGGGGUCUAAGGGGGAAAAGGAUGAGCCUUCAAUAUUUGACGAUCCUAAUUCUUUAGUGGACGAUUCUAUAUUCCAAAAUGCUGAGUGGAGCAGGAAAAAAAGUCAGUCUUCGGUUUCUAAAUAUGGAGACACUAUAGACGAGAUAGAACAACGUGCUUUACUAGAAAAGCGUGAUACUAGAAUGAAUAACGAUAAUCAUUACGAAUUUAAUGGGUUGAAUGAUGUGGAGAUGGAAUUUGAGAACUUUGUUAACGGAAAUGAUAUAUAG
Messenger RNA from Brettanomyces bruxellensis, 1797 nucleotides. RefSeq lists its product as uncharacterized. Lineage: Eukaryota; Fungi; Ascomycota; Pichiomycetes; Pichiales; Pichiaceae. Gene Ontology annotation, biological process: regulation of DNA-templated transcription. The record is from RefSeq and is a predicted model, not a curated record. The transcript has a single exon. Bases 1 to 1797 code for a protein of 598 amino acids. Gene Ontology annotation, cellular component: nucleus.